CCGUACGCCACGCUUGCUCCAGGCCCGGCUCCCGCGUCCUGUUUGGUCAUUGAGGGGGGCAAGUGGCGGGAGGGGAGGCGUGAGCGGCGGAAAGGGACGCGGAGCAGGUUCGGGUGUGCAGAAGGGCCGCUCUCGCUAGCGCCGCCGCCACCUCGGUUGGGGACCCACGAGGCCGCCGCGUCCUGCCCUGAGAACAAUGGGACUCGGUGCGCGAGGCAGCUGGGUCGUGUUCGUCGUGGGGGCGCUCCUGGUGCUCGUGCUGCUGAAGGCCGCCGUGGAUGGCGAAGGCUCGGCGGGUAACACCCCACAUAUGUCUUCCAACUAUAAUAAUGAAUCUUCCAAAGGCACUGUGAAAUUACCUACAACUGUAGUUUCCUCAUUGGUAAACACCACCUUGAAAUUCACAGCAAAACCAUCAACAACUCCAGUUUCUUCAGUCACAAAAAAUGCAACAGUCACCACCAUGAAACCAGUAACAACUUCUCACAUGACAACACCAGGGGUGUCAGCAAAUGUGACUUCCACCACUUUAAAGUCUACACCCAAAGUAACAGGUGUUUCACAAAACACAUCCCAUGUGUCAACAUCCACGAUGACCACAACCCACAAUAGUUCGAUGACAUCUGUUUCUUCAUCGGUAACAAUCACAGCAACUAUAAAUUCUAAAGACAAUAAAGGAUCAAAAUUUGAUAUUGGCAGCUUUGUCGGUGGUAUUGCAUUAACACUGGGAAUUUUAUCUGUUCUUUACUUUGGAUUCAAAACGUAUUAUUCGAGAAGAGGCAUUCGGUAUAGAACCAUUGAUGAACAUGAUGCCAUCAUUUAAGGAAAUCUAAGGACCAACGGAAAGAAGAUUAAUGCAACCCUAUCAAUUAGUUUAAGAUAAUAUUCUCCUUUUGAAAAUAGGACAAACAGGCCAUGCAUAUAAUGUACAAUGUAUUAUAUAAAUAUGUAAAAGAUUCCUCAUGAUUGCUAAAGGUAAAAAGGAUUUGGGGUUUUUAAUGAACAUUUGAAGCGUAUGGUUAAUACAAUCGUUAUAGUCACUUUUAGAAAACAUAUAGUCAGAAAAGUCCUGUCCCAUUUUCUUGUGGCAUUGGUGAUAUAGAGCCUAUAAUUGGAAAACAUCAUUAAAGGGCAUGACACCAACUGGGUAUUCAAAUAAGUAGCUUGUCAUAGCACUGAGGAUGUUGUUUGUCAUUAUUGCUCAUACAGAGAAUUUAGUGCUACUCAGAGCUGGAUAUAUCCUUCUUAUUAAUGCUACACAGAAAUUGUAUGAGUAAACCAGGUCUUAAUCUUAA
Molecule: messenger RNA, 1295 nt
Organism: Molossus molossus (Pallas's mastiff bat)
Lineage: Eukaryota; Metazoa; Chordata; Mammalia; Chiroptera; Molossidae
Gene: TMEM123
Product: transmembrane protein 123
Exons: 4
Coding region: 197-823 (208 amino acids)
Cellular component (GO): cytoplasmic vesicle
Source: RefSeq, a predicted model, not a curated record